Molecule: messenger RNA, 1743 nt
Organism: Exophiala aquamarina CBS 119918
Lineage: Eukaryota; Fungi; Ascomycota; Eurotiomycetes; Chaetothyriales; Herpotrichiellaceae
Exons: 1
Coding region: 1-1743 (580 amino acids)
Source: RefSeq, a predicted model, not a curated record
AUGUUCGAUGAGAUGAACGCGAAAAACAAAACCGUUGGCCUUUUAUUCGUGAAUAAGACGGUGUCCUCCAAAUCUCUGUCUAAUAGUAAAGCUGACUCCCAGAACCUCCGAGAAAUCAACCAGCAUGUCCAGAAAUCCCGCGACCUGGGCAAGGAGAGACAGAACAGGAGGCUGGUCAAGAGAUCUGGCACUCUUCCUCUAGGCUGGACUUCACUUGCACCAUGCUCGCAUUCGCAUUCGCAUUCGCACUUAACUUUGCCUUUAGCCACCAUCGAUCCAGACUUGCAGGCCACUGACAAGGCUCAAUCUCGCUCGGCCGUCGAACAGGAGGCUCUUAAAGGACCCAUACCUGAUAGAAAUGCCGCAAAAAGUACCAGAACGCACAGCCAUGGCCAUGACCCGUCCAGCCGAUUGCUACAGGUCCUCAGGCCGAGUCGAUCAUCGGUUGAACCUUUUGGCCAAUUCAGAGUGUCCAUUGAUGCAGAGAAACAUCGAAUUCUGCAGUACUUCGUCUUCAAGUUCUUCCCUGCCGUCACGAGGCUGGACAUCGUCUCGUUCAUUGGAUUCAACCAGAAGAGCCCCACCAGCCCAGCCAUUCAAAUCCUCCGUAAUUCAUUGUCGGAGGAGCUGCACUUUCUGGCUCUGCUGACAGCCGCCAGCGCUCGCAUGAAGUAUGUGGAGCAAUACCACUUUGCGCGGGCCGAUCUUCCAGAACAGUUGGCAGAUGUGACGCUGAGACUGCUUAGGCGGUACCUGGCGCAGAGCAAGCCGGUAACGCAGGAGUUGCUCCAAAGUAUCCUGUAUUUGUGGGCGGUGGAGAGCUACCGCAGGAACUGGGAUGCGGUUUUGAUGCAUGGAAGGAUGAUUAUGCAUUUGUGCAAUACCCAUUUUGGCGGGUUCCAGAACCUGAACCCUUACUUGCGGCGUAUGCUUUGGGUUGCCGAUCGGUUCCAAGCUGCUGCUACGGCCAGGCCGCCGCUCGUGGAGGAGAGAUGGGAGACCGAAGAGUUGACUUUUGAGCAAUCCGCCAGUGCCAUGCGUUCCCUGAGAGAAGAUGGACGGGAACCUAAUGGACGAGGCUUUUCACAAGCCAGUGUGCAUUUCAGUCCAAAGUUUGGCACCGUUGUCGCCGCGGUCGUCAACCUUGCUCAUGUGAUACAAUGUCACUGGGCGGGCUUAUGUGGCAUGUCUCGUCUUCCUGACCGGGACUGGGCGGUCGCUCGCAGCUAUACGCUCUCUGACGAGCUGCUCAGCUUCAAGGACGAGGUUGGGACUACAGCCCAUAACCACCGAGACUCAAGAAUCCAGGAUUGUGUUCGACUGGCACUUAUCGUGUGGCUCGCAUUCGUUCCUGCGAGUGCUCCGUACUCACCAGCUGAUCACGAUACAGGCGUCCUGACCAUCCGAGCAGCCAUCGACGCAAGACCAUUAAGGAAUCGCCUGGCUAGCUUGACCGCCCAUUUUGAAAGCUCUACGCCAAGUCCAGAGAAGGAGCUCUUGCUCUUCUGGGUGGCAGGCCUUGGAACAGUGGCAAGCGAGCUGGUCGAAAAUCAAGAAUGGUUCGCCUUUCAGUUCCAGCGGUAUGCAAGAAAGUUGACCGUGUACUCGUGGGACGACUUUGGUGAGAUCAACGAUGCAUACUUACUUCUGGAUCGACUUCAGCAAUCCAAUCAUACGAAGUUGAGCUGGCUGCUACAGAGAGCCAUCUAUGCUGAAAGCUCCGAAGAAGACACUCCUGAGUGA